CUUCCUUUCUUCGCCGACCCACGAAGACGAACACGACACCGCUCCAUCGACAGCCCCCUCCAAACCGCGUGCCCCGGCGACCGAUCGCCCACCUGACCACCACCACCACCCCCGCGCCGGCGCCGAUGGACUACGAAUUCCGCAGCCGGUCGGGCUCCGGCCCCGGCUCCUACGGCGGAGCCGGCGGGGGCGGGGGCGGCUCGUCCCUCUACCCGCGCGUCGGCCAGCCCGCCCACGGCGCCGCCGGCCCACCGCCGCAGCGGCCCGCGCCGUACCUCCACGCCACGGCAUCCCCCUCGCCCCCCGCCGCCCCGGCCCCCGCUCCGUCCUCCUCCUCCACAUCGAUGGGCAUACAAGUUGUUAUAAAGCCAGAAUAUCGGAUAACCCCUCCUCCUCAGUUGGCACCACAGAUGGUAGAAGUUCCCCGCAGCACCUUUAACUUUGAUUUUGAGUAUGAAAGGAAGAUUCUUGCGGAGGCAGAGAAGGAAAACCCCAACUGGGGGAAGUUUGUAAUCGAAAGGCAGACACCACCACCACCACAGCAGCAGCAGCAACAACAACAACAGCCGCCAAGAGGGCCAAGACACUCAACUUCCACUACUUCUAUGGCUACACCAGGGGAUCCACUUGUGGAGAAGUAUAUGUCGAUGGGGCUUGGACGCGAAGCUGUUUCAUUCGCUGUGCUAAAUUAUGGAGAUAACCCAACAAAGGUGAAGGAGUUUGUGAAAGCCUACAACGCCCUCCAUGAGAUGGGCUUCACCUCACGGAACGUCCCCGAGCUGCUGGCGAUGCACGACAACGAUCCCGACAAAGUUAUCCAGCACCUGCUCAGCAUAACAUAACAUUGUCCACGCUUCUCCACAUAUGUACAGUGAGAGUGUGAGGCAGGUCCCGCUUGUAGCCAAUAUUAUACUACAUUUGUACUACCUGCAACUUGUAAUGGAGUCUGGAGUGGCUCAGUGUGUCUCUCAGCUGCGACGGCCACGACUGGCGUGUCCCUAUGUUUCAUCACAGUACGUUAUUUUCCAGAUAUGUGUGUGUGUUGCUGUCAA
Molecule: messenger RNA, 1052 nt
Organism: Hordeum vulgare subsp. vulgare (domesticated barley)
Lineage: Eukaryota; Viridiplantae; Streptophyta; Magnoliopsida; Poales; Poaceae
Product: proline-rich receptor-like protein kinase PERK10
Exons: 5
Coding region: 126-842 (238 amino acids)
Biological process (GO): ubiquitin-dependent protein catabolic process via the multivesicular body sorting pathway
Cellular component (GO): ESCRT I complex
Molecular function (GO): ubiquitin binding
Source: RefSeq, a predicted model, not a curated record